This is a messenger RNA of Pseudopipra pipra, 1140 nucleotides long. Its product is annotated as carbohydrate sulfotransferase 9-like. The transcript has 2 exons. Bases 135 to 1040 code for a protein of 301 amino acids. The record is from RefSeq and is a predicted model, not a curated record. Gene Ontology annotation, biological process: proteoglycan biosynthetic process; carbohydrate biosynthetic process. Gene Ontology annotation, molecular function: sulfotransferase activity. NCBI's taxonomy places the organism in Eukaryota, Metazoa, Chordata, Aves, Passeriformes, Pipridae. Gene Ontology annotation, cellular component: membrane.
UGCCAAACAGUACUUUAACCCAGCUCUGGGUGUGUUUAUUUAAACACAGGAGGUUCCCCAACACCCUUCUUUCAGGUCCCCACCUGCUCACUAGCCCAGUGUUCAACAGCCAGCGCUACCACAGCACCCCAGAAAUGCGUUUCCUUCCCCGCCUCGUCGUCUCAGCUGCCCUGGGCAUCGCUGCUUUCCUGAGCUGGAGGCUGCUGUGGACCCCGGCUAAUGGCCAAGGAGGUGACCUGGCCCCCAAGGCAGAGGAGGGCUUCACUUUGACACUGGACACCUUCCUUCACGUUCAGCAGCUCAGGAAGAAGAGACUGAGAGCUUUCUGCAGCCAAUCACGCAAAGUCACCACGCUGCCCAGGAGCCAGCAGGAGAGAGCUUACCUGCUCUCAAAUCUGAGGGUAAGCACCAAGCUGGACUUCCUCUACUGCCAAGUGCCAUCAAUGGGAAUUGAGGAAUGGCAGCAUCUUUUGGAGAAGCUAGAGAAGAAAAACAUGACUCUCCCAGUGUUGCUUCCCUACCAUUGGCGUCACACUAAGGAGACGCAGCUGAGCAGGUUCAACCAGACAGAGAUAGAGGCCAUGUUGGGGUCUUACACCAAAGUGCUGUUUGUCAGGGACCCUUUCCACAGGCUGAUUGCCACAUUCCUGCAAGGCAUGGGCAGCAGCCCAUCCUUCAGCAGCUUUGUUCAGGAUGUUUUAGCCAGUGGAACACACAACACCAGUGUGGCUUGGAAACCACUCGUCAGCCUCUGCCUGCCCUGUCUCAUCCAGUACGACUACGUGGUGAUGUUUGGCUUCCACGAGCAGGAGCUGGGCCACCUGCUACGGCGGGCUGGGCUGUCUGUGGACAGCCUCCUCCCCAAGUUCACCGACACCCAAGUGCUGUGGACCUACAGGUGGUUAUCAGAGCAGAUGUUCAGUGAGCUGUCUGCCCAACAGAAGAAGAAACUUUCUCGCUUCUACCGCUGGGACCUUUCUGCUUUCCCAUUUUCUAGCAGUUUUCUGUCAGACUCCUUCAGCACUCCAGAGACCUGGUAGAAACAGACCAUCUGGAGGGACUGUUUCAGAGAGCAUUAAUCCAAAAGAAAGCACUUCAAGAUACUGACAGGCCUUUGCUUUGCAGCUGCCUGCAGCGUAG